CAUGGCUGCGCCCUUGAGCAGGUUGGAAAAUGUUGAGGAUGUUCACUGUCAGUGUAUAAACGUGUUUAAACAGCAGAGAUCAUAUUAAUAUCGGUGGAAAUCUCAAAUGUUGGUAAGAAGACUGUACGUUUUACGGAAAUCUCUCUCCACCUGCGGUGUUCAGGCCGCUGACAUCCACACCCAACUUUAUGAUGUCAUCGUGGUGGGCGGCGGUCAUGCCGGGACUGAAGCUGCGGCGGCCGCCAGCCGAGUCGGUGCAAACACACUGCUCAUCACACAGAAAAUACAAACUAUCGGGGCACUGUCGUGUAACCCGUCACUGGGAGGUGUCGGCAAAGGUCAUCUUGUGAAGGAGAUCGACGCUCUGGAUGGUGUGAUGGGACGAGCUGGGGACUGGGCCGGGAUUCACUACUCCAUCCUCAACCGCAGUAAGGGGCCCGCAGUGUGGGGCCCCAGAGCCCAGCUGGACCGCCAACGCUAUAGACACUUCAUACAGUCAGAGCUGUUGUCUACACCCAUGCUGACUGUCAUAGAGGGGUCUGUGGAGGACCUGUUGGUGUCUGUGGCUGACCCUGAAAAACCAGGAAGAUAUCAAAUUGAUGGAAUACGAUUGGCUCAUGGUGGAGGUGAAGUCCAUUCCCGCUCUGUGGUUCUGACCACUGGCACAUUCCUCUCCGGUUCUCUUUUCAUGGGGCAGAACUCUUCUCCGGGGGGGCGGAUGGGUGAUCCCCCCUCUUGUGCAGGUCUCUCUUAUAGUCUGAAAGAGAUUUUGGGAUUGAAGGUUGGCAGACUCCGGACCGGUACUCCUCCUCGAAUCCUCAAGGACACAAUCGACUUCUCUCUAACUGACAUUCGUUUGCCGGACUCAAAGCCCACUCCAUUCAGCUUCAUGAAUACACACACACACUGCAAGCCUGAAGAGCAGCUUCCAUGUUAUUUGACGCGCACCACUGCUGGAGUAGAGCGAAUGGUGAGAGAGAGCUUUCAAAACAACUCGCACAUCCAGCAAGACACUAAAGGACCCAGGUACUGCCCUUCCAUUGAGUCAAAGGUGCUGCGGUUUCCAGGACGACAGCACCAGGUGUGGCUGGAACCAGAAGGUCUGACCUCUGACCUCAUGUACCCUCAGGGUUUGUCCAUGACGAUGCCCCCUGACAAGCAGCUUUGUCUCAUCAGGGAGAUCCCUGGACUGCAACGUGCUGAGAUUCAAACUCCCGGUUACGGGGUGCAAUAUGACUUUGUUUGUCCGACUCAACUGUUCCCGUGGCUGCAGGUGAAGAGUGCUCAAGGUCUGUUUCUGGCUGGACAGAUCAACGGCACGACAGGAUACGAGGAAGCAGCCGCACAGGGUUUGUGGGCAGGGCUGAAUGCGGGCAGGACGUCUCUCUCUCUGCGCCCACUGUCUCUCUCUCGCACUCACAGUUACAUCGGGGUUCUGAUUGAUGAUCUGGUCGGUCGUGGAGUGACAGAGCCGUACCGCAUGUUCACGAGCAGAGCUGAGUUCAGAACGUCACUCAGACCCGACAACGCUGACCUGAGACUCACGCUCAGAGGGUUUGAGGAGAUGGGCUGUGUGUCUGAGCAGCGUUACACUGAAGCUCUUCAUGUUCGUAAGAGUCUGAAUGAGGCUUUAUCUGCUCUGCAGUCGGUCUCCAUGUCUGCCAGUCGCUGGAGAGACAAACUGGGUGAUUUCAACAUCAGCGAGACCAAGAGCACCAAUCUUAAUGGUGAGGAGGUGUUGCAGUAUAAAAAGGUUUCCUUCCAAAUGUUGGCCGCUGCUUUCCCAGAGAUCCUAUCUCCAUAUCUAGAGUUUUCAGAGAGGCUGAAAGUCGAAGCUCUGUAUCGUCCGCACUGUGAGAAGCAGAAGAGAGAGAUGGAGAGAAUGCAGGCAGAGGAGAGUCUGUGUCUGCCACAGGACAUCGACUAUCUCACUCUGCCUGUGUCCCUCUCGCAGGAGGUCCGAGAGAUAUUGGACAGCGCUCGACCGAACACAUUGGGAGCGGCCACCCGACUGCCAGGCAUCACCCCAGCGGCCAUCGUUCAUCUGCUCAACUAUGUGCACAGAGACAAACACAGGAAUCAUGGGACAAAGUUGCUUUGAUGAAAAUCCCCAUAAGCACGAUCAACGCUCAAAGGAAGUAUUUUAAAAAGGACCAAUAAAACCAAGAUGAAAAAAAAAACAAACAAAAAAACGACUUUAUUUAAUAACUAGAAAUUCUGUACAUCUGUGGAAUCUUUCAAGCUUUGAGAAUUGCUGAAUUUCUGCGGCACUCUGUUUCAACAGAGGCCAUGCAUUAUUGUUAUUAUCGAUACAGCCUUUCUCAAGAUAAACAGUUAUGAAGAAAAAUAAUGAAACAAGAUGAA
Molecule: messenger RNA, 2364 nt
Organism: Xyrauchen texanus (razorback sucker)
Lineage: Eukaryota; Metazoa; Chordata; Actinopteri; Cypriniformes; Catostomidae
Gene: mto1
Product: mitochondrial tRNA translation optimization 1
Exons: 13
Coding region: 107-2101 (664 amino acids)
Biological process (GO): tRNA methylation; tRNA wobble uridine modification
Cellular component (GO): cytosol
Molecular function (GO): flavin adenine dinucleotide binding
Source: RefSeq, a predicted model, not a curated record